This is a messenger RNA of Hermetia illucens (black soldier fly), 2123 nucleotides long. Its product is annotated as nucleolar protein 11-like. Gene Ontology annotation, cellular component: nucleus; nucleolus. Gene Ontology annotation, molecular function: RNA binding. Gene Ontology annotation, biological process: maturation of SSU-rRNA. Bases 68 to 2086 code for a protein of 672 amino acids. The transcript is spliced from 3 exons. Lineage: Eukaryota; Metazoa; Arthropoda; Insecta; Diptera; Stratiomyidae. The record is from RefSeq and is a predicted model, not a curated record.
GUAACGACUGUCAGCUUGACAACCGGCAGUGUUUCUCGAGGCAUAGUGUCCCUGGUUGCGCCUGGAAAUGGCAAAAUUCGUCGCUUUCUACGAUUUGUGUCCUAUUGAGGAUAUUAAAGAAUUUCUCGGACUCUCCAAGGACCGGGAGGAGGGGAAUAUAGUGACCACUUUGGGACGGAAUAUAAUCAUAAUCAUCAAGCUAAGCACGCAGAAACAGAUUCGAAGCUGGACAGUCCUGGAGAAGUUAUCAACGAAAGUUGUUUAUGAUCCGAAAAGCGAGCAGUAUGUCGGGGUAUUUUCGCAACAGUUUAUCCGUUGUUGGACAGAAGACGAGCACGAUGUUAACAAGAAAAAGAAAAUAAGGUUCCAGAAACCAAUUUUGGAUUUGCUUUCAAGUGAUGAUGAAGAGACCAUCGUUCUAUACGCUGACGGGUCGUGUGAAUUCCUUUCAAGUGCAAUCGAAUCAAGGAAGUCGAAGCAACAAAAUGAAAAUGGAGCAACACAAACAUAUCCACAAAUUUCCCAAGCAAAGAUAUUUACGCUAGCCAAUGGUGAAAAAAUGUUGACGUAUUUUACGAGUUCUCCAGAAGUUCCACAUUUAACACUUGUAACGGUAACUUUAGACAGCAGCACCGGAAGACCAUUAGAUGACCCGAAACAAUACAAAAUAGACAGACAUGACCGGAAUCUCUCGUUGAUAGGCCAAGCUGUUGUAUACGGACAGAAUAAUCCGUUCCUGUUCACCCUCUGGUCUGAUCGAAGGGUAUUCACACUGCCGUUACAUAAUGAUACCAAAGAGGACGACUCUCCCGGUAACUUUAUCUCCAUGAUCAACCUGCUGAAUGUUGAUAACCCAGUAUCAAUUCUUGGAAUUUCGAAAAACUGUUUAGCAAUUUACGGGUCAAACAGUGUUCAAGAAGGGUCAUCCCUUCUUUUGUAUAACACCCAAUUCAGAGUAGUGAAUGCAAAACAAUUUUUUAAAAUAUAUUUCAAUUAUUCGCGGUUAUGGGUGAUCGGAAGCAAUAUCCUCCUAGCAAUGGGACAUAAUUUGUAUGUUGUGCCAUUCCGUAUAUCCAAAGAGCUUUUAUCAGAAAUGAUCGGAUCUCAAGUAUCAAACGAAGUUCAAGGGCAGGUGGGCAAGGAGCUUAUAAAAGAAGAUGACGAAUUAGAGGAAGCUUUAUCGUUUGAUCACAAAAAACGACAUGACUCUCCGAAACACAACAAUAUUUUGAACGAUACUCCAGGAGCUGAUGGGAAAACAAGACCAUAUCAACCGUACGAAAUUUUCAAUGAAAAAAUGAACGAAAUCUUGGGCCGAAAAGCCAGAAUUAACAUCAAUGCAGUCGCAGGAGACGAUGAAUUUCGAAUUGAUUUACGAUCACAUAGCAAUGAUGUCGCAUUCAAAACAGAGGAACUUGAGGUCAUAGCGAAGAGCCUUGAAGAAUGUGGGGCUUCGGAACAAGAGAUAACGGAGAAAAUAUUAACGGUAGCACUCAAAGCACAAUUAGUUUCGGAUUUGGUAAUUUGCAUUGAAAGGUACUCAAAUAUUUCUGAGAAACUGUUAGCAAAGGUAAUAAAAUUUGCAUUGAACGGCUUAUCGAUGAACGAUUUCGCGAACUUAUCAAAUGCAGAAGAACAACCAAAUAUAAAUCCGAAGUUACGUCUUUUGAAUGCAGCUCUUGCUUGUUCUAUUGACACCUCCAUGAUACUGAUUGCGAUAAAAAAAGAACUGAAUUUCGAAGGAGCAAUGCUUUUGAUACAAUAUCUUUAUUACAUUAUGGACAACAAUAACAAUGUGCUCGAAGGACGUCCUGAAUUAAAUCUUAAUUUCGAUGAGGAUGUACAAACGAUGCAGUGGUUCAGUAUUAUCCUGAAUGCUUUUUUCCAAGAACUCGGACUAUCAAAAAGUGCCCAAUUGGUAGAGAUGUUAACCAAACUCAAAGAACUAUUGCAAUCUUACCAACAUGAUAUGCGAGAUCUUCAAUCUGUCCAUGCAUUAAUCAGCAAUUUGAUCGAUGGGAAAAUUUCAACUAAAGAAAAUAAACAUUGUAAGUGGUAUUCUAUUGAAGAAGUGAAAUUGUUUUAAAUUUUUAAGUAUGUAUUUUGUUAAUAAAUGAAAUAAG